This is a messenger RNA of Peromyscus maniculatus bairdii (prairie deer mouse), 864 nucleotides long. RefSeq names its product TNF superfamily member 18 (gene Tnfsf18). Gene Ontology annotation, cellular component: cell surface. Gene Ontology annotation, molecular function: tumor necrosis factor receptor superfamily binding. The record is from RefSeq and is a predicted model, not a curated record. Gene Ontology annotation, biological process: tumor necrosis factor-mediated signaling pathway; T cell proliferation involved in immune response; regulation of T cell proliferation. NCBI's taxonomy places the organism in Eukaryota, Metazoa, Chordata, Mammalia, Rodentia, Cricetidae.
UCCAGAGCGCUCAUCCCUCCAGAGAAAGAGUUCUAGCCUCAUGGAGGAAAUUCCUCUGAGCCAGCCAAGUCCUCGAGGGGAACAGAGGUUCAGGAAGCCAUGGCUCUUAUGCAUAGUUCCUCUGUUGCUGCUGCUGUUCUACGCCACAGGUGCACUGAUCUUUACUUCACUCAAGCCAACUGCCAAAGACCCCUGCAUGGUUAAGUUUGAACUACUACCCUCAAAAUGGCGAAUGACAUCUCCUGAACCUCUUUGUGUAACUAUGACAUCUGACGGGAAGCUGGAGAUACUUCAGGAUGGCGUGUAUUUAAUCUACGGCCAAGUGACUCCUUUUCCUAAAAAAUCCAUAACAAACCCUGCUGAAUUUAUAGUAGAGCUAGUUAAAAAAGGAAAUGUUUUACAAUCUGCAACAAAUGACUUUCAAUUAUUAACUAUAGGAGGGAUUUAUGAACUGCAUGCCAGAGAUACCAUAUAUUUGAGGUUCAACUCUGAUGACCAUGUUCAGAAAAAUACUACAUACUGGGGGAUCAUUUUAAUGCCAGAGCUCUCGUUCAGCUCCUAGAGGUUGAGUUUGGUCUCCUCCUCCUCCUCAGUGUAUCCAGAGAUGCUGGUUGUUGGGUUGGAGGGGUUCACUAUUUGCAAUCCAUCUAGUUUAUGAGGGCUUACAAAUCAACGCACACAGAACCUCUUGGCAUCAUAAGAUUUUUAACCCUUGUUUGUCUGAAGAAGACUCAGCAAAUGGGCCAAAUUCCCUGAUGUUGGGUCUAGGAAUACAUUUUUAUAAUUCAUGAUAAAAUGAGUAUGGGCAGCAGAAGACAGAAACUCUUCCAAAGAAUGUCUGUCUAACCCUUGAAUCUCUGGGUG